AUUGUUACUGGGGAAGUAUAUUAGAAGCACCAAAGUUGGUGUUUACGACAAAAGCAGUCGAUGUUUCAAAGGAGUAGGGAAUCUGCCAGCGACAUGACGUUUUCAAGUAUAAUUUGGUUUGCAGUGAUUUGUAUUAGUGUUUCGUAUGCAGAUAGAGGCUCUCAUGAAAAAGAAGCCAUCUUUGAUUGCAUUGAUAAGUAUGAUAUUCCAGUGUCAGAAAAAGGUUCUUUUGAGAAACAUGACAUUACAUCUGUUGAUCCCUGUUUCUGGGCUUGCAGCUUCAAGACAAUAGGUUUUCUCAAUAGCGAAGGCCAAUAUGAUCCCGAGGUAACACACUCUCGUUACAAAAAGGAAGAUUUAGCUUUUCUGGGUGAUGUUAAAUUGAACAAAUUUGAAGAAAUCGUAGUAAAAUGUGAUGAAGCUAUGGAGAAAAUAACGGGGACUGACUCGAAAGCAGAAUGUGAUAGAGGACUUCAGCUGGCAAAAUGCUACAUAGAAGACAUGAGAACCUUAAUUCUAGAUGAUGAUUCAAAAAAAUAAAUUCAACAUGAUUGGCUUUGGCAAACUGAUCGUUCAUAUGUAAAUAUGUAAUUGAAAUAUAAUAUACAUAAUGCAUA
This is a messenger RNA of Spodoptera frugiperda (fall armyworm), 617 nucleotides long. RefSeq lists its product as uncharacterized. The transcript is spliced from 4 exons. The record is from RefSeq and is a predicted model, not a curated record. The coding region runs from base 61 to 540 and encodes 159 amino acids. Lineage: Eukaryota; Metazoa; Arthropoda; Insecta; Lepidoptera; Noctuidae. Gene Ontology annotation, molecular function: odorant binding.